UGUAGUGUGUUUACAAAAUGAUGCUGUGAAGCGUUUUAUCCCGAAAACAAACUGGCUCCAUUUGUGUGAACGGUGACCUGUUAGAUGUUUUUUGUUUUUACAUUCAGUCACAUUUUAACUUUUGGAUUAAUUCCUCCAGUUAAGGAUGUCUGAGGCUUGCAGUGAACCUGCAGGAGCCAUCCGAGCCAUAGACAGGCACUCGGUCCAUCAGAUCUGCUCCGGUCAGGUGGUGCUGACUCUGGCUACUGCUGUCAAAGAGCUGGUGGAGAACAGCAUCGACGCAGGAGCCACAAACGUCGAUGUGAGGCUGAAGGAGUGUGGAGCUGAACUGGUGGAAGUGUCAGACAACGGCAGAGGAGUUGAAGAGGCCAACUUUGAGGGACUGACAUUGAAGCAUCACACGUCGAAGCUGAGGGAUUUCUCCGAUCUCAUCCACGUGGAAACAUUUGGCUUCAGAGGUGAAGCCCUCAGCUCUCUGUGUGCUCUCAGUGACCUGAGUGUGGUGACGUGCCAUGAGUCCAGCCAGGUGGGCACCAAGCUGGUGUUUGACCAAAGAGGUCACCUGGUGCAGCGGUCGGCCCAUCCCCGUCAGCAGGGCACCACGGUCAGCCUGCAGCAGCUCUUCUACACUCUGCCUGUCCGACACAAAGAGUUCCAGCGCAACAUCAAGAAGGAGUACGGCAGGAUGCUCCACGUGCUUCAGGCGUACUGUAUCAUCUCCACAGGAGUGAGAAUCACCUGCUCCAAUCAGAACGGGCAGGGCAAACGCAGCACGGUGCUCAGCACCAGCGGCAGCCACGGCAUGAGAGACAACAUUGGGGCCAUAUUCGGACCAAAACAGCUGCAGAGUCUGCUGCCGUUCCAACAGGUGUCUCCUUCAGAGAACGUUCUAGAAGAAUAUGGACUCAAAGAUGCAGAUCUGCCCAAACAGCUCUUCGCCAUGUCAGGGUUCGUGUCCCGAGGAGACCACGGAGUUGGGAGGAGCACCACAGACAGACAGUUCUUCUUCAUCAACAACCGACCCUGUGAUCCACUCAAGGUGACCAAAAUUGUGAAUGAAGUGUAUCACAUGUACAACAGACACCAGUAUCCAUUUGUGGCCCUGAACAUCGCUGUGGCCUCUGAGUGUGUGGAUGUGAACGUGACUCCGGACAAACGUCAGAUUUUCCUUCAGGAGGAGAAACUCCUGUUGGCGAUUCUAAAGACGUCUCUCAUCAACAUGUACGAGGCCGGAGUCAAUAAGAUCAGCUUAAACGUCACACCCAUCCCCAGCAAACACACGCCCAGCGCCAGCCUCAGCACCAAAACAUCGUCAGAGUCUGAAGUCUGUCGGGUUGUCCCCUCUGCUGAGAACGUGUCAGAACCUGGAGAGGACGUGGAAGCAGUGACUCAGAGUCCAAAGUCAUCUCUCAAUCUAGCCGGCCUCAAAGCUGCCUUUUCAAGUCACCACAGCUCCAGUUCAGGGAACAAGUCAAGCACGGUGAAAUCUGCCAGCAGCGGCCCGACUCAGAAAACACUGCAGAGUUUCUUUAAGGGAAAACCGAGUGUCACAUCUCCUGUGAAACACAGCAGAGAUCCAGCUAAAGGCUCCUCGGUGGGAAAGUCUGUGCUCGAUGGGUUCAGGUAUGGGAGGAUGUCAAACAGUGAUGCAGACAAUGGUGCAGGCAAUGAUGCAGGCAAUGAUGCAGGCAAUGAUGCAGACGGUGAUGCAGACGGCUGCGAUGUCAUUACGACAUCAGCAGAUGUUCAGAGUUUUGACCCAGAGUUCAGCUCUCCUGAUGGUGUGGAAAAUGAAACAUCAGAGAACAGUGACAGUGUUUCUGUGGACCCAGAGUCAAAGACUGAGCCAUGCACGUCCACUGAGGACUGUCCUAAGAGUCCUGAAGCCAAAAGGGCCCGGACAGAGACGCCACCGACAGAACACAUGUCCUCCUCCAAGGUGGACGCUCCGGUGUGUGAACAGCAGAGGACGGUGGACGCUCCAGUCUGCAUACAGAAGAGGACGGUGCCUCUGCAGUUCUCUUUAGGAGAGCUGGCUGUGAAGGUAAGGAGGUUAGAGGAGCUGCAGAGACAGAGAGCUGGUGACCAGCUGUGCUACCGACGCUUCAGAGCCAAGAUCAGCCCCGGAGAGAACCAGAGCGCAGAGGAGGAGCUCAGGAAGGAGAUCAGCAAAGACAUGUUCAAAGAGAUGGAGGUCAUCGGACAGUUUAACCUCGGCUUCAUCAUCGCCAAACUCAACCAGGACAUCUUCAUGAUCGACCAGCACGCCACAGAUGAGAAAUACAACUUUGAGAUGCUGCAGCAGCACACCGUGCUCCAGGGACAGAAACUCAUCGUUCCUCAGAAGCUGCAGCUGACCGCCGUCAGCGAAAACGUGUUGAUAGAGAAUAUCGAGAUCUUCAGAAAAAACGGCUUUGAGUUCGUCAUUGAUGAGGACGCGGAGGUGAUGGAGAGGGUUAAACUGGUUUCGCUGCCCACCAGUAAGAACUGGACGUUUGGUCCUGCAGACAUCGAGGAGCUGAUCUUCAUGCUGAGCGACAGCCCGGGGGUCAUGUGUCGACCGUCGCGAGUCCGGCAGAUGUUUGCCUCCAGAGCCUGUCGCAAAUCUGUGAUGAUUGGUACUGCUCUGAGUGUCAGUGAGAUGAAGAAGCUCCUGGUUCACAUGGGACAGAUCGAACAUCCGUGGAACUGUCCUCAUGGCCGUCCCACCAUGAGACACCUCGCCAACCUGGACAUCCUCUCACAGGACUGAAUCUGACUCAACACUAUGCUUUUGUUCCACUUUAUUUCUAUUAAACAUCUCAUACGUAAAAGACUGAGAAAGACUGAAAAUAUAAGCUAAAUUUAAUAGUAUAAAAGUAUAAUAACUGUAUGAAGAUGUAUGGUUUUUGUCUACAUACAGACUGUGAAGGACUUUAUGGUCUUCAGACAUAUCUAAACCACCAUCAUGCAGUUAUUAUUCAUCAUUCACAUAACUUUCAUAAUCAUUUCCUGUGACAUGAACAUAUGUAAGGUAUGUUUGUCUGGUUCAGAUCCUUGUCAGUGACUGCUGUGUUUUUCUUAAUAUCUCUUUUAUUUGUAUUUUGUAUCAGAAGGUAAUAUUUUUUAUAUGUAU
Plectropomus leopardus (leopard coralgrouper) is the source of this 3115-nucleotide messenger RNA. It is a transcript of the gene pms2, whose product is annotated as PMS1 homolog 2, mismatch repair system component. Gene Ontology annotation, biological process: mismatch repair. Gene Ontology annotation, molecular function: ATP-dependent DNA damage sensor activity; mismatched DNA binding; ATP binding. Gene Ontology annotation, cellular component: MutLalpha complex. Lineage: Eukaryota; Metazoa; Chordata; Actinopteri; Perciformes; Serranidae. The record is from RefSeq and is a predicted model, not a curated record.